This is a messenger RNA of Lytechinus variegatus (green sea urchin), 2105 nucleotides long. RefSeq lists its product as uncharacterized. Bases 261 to 1442 code for a protein of 393 amino acids. Lineage: Eukaryota; Metazoa; Echinodermata; Echinoidea; Temnopleuroida; Toxopneustidae. The record is from RefSeq and is a predicted model, not a curated record. The transcript is spliced from 6 exons.
CAUCGUGAAUCUUCACAAAGGACAGGAGUACAGUGUACAACAAAGAGUUUUCAUUGCAUUACCAUCUGGAUCUAACUUUCUGAACGUAUCCCUAAGUUUCGUUGAUAGUUUCAUCUUUAUAAAGGCCCACUACCAUGAGAUAAGUCAGAUUAGAUUCUGAUUUUUUUCUUUAUUCUGAUCUUGACUGAACCAAGACUGAUUGAAGUGAUUUCUGGAAUACGGUGUUUAUGUUUCCUCGUUGAUCGACUAGGAAUUCAUCGAUGAUGGGUACACGUGGGAAGACGAUGAAGGCGUUCCUCACUCUCCUGCUCACGACCAUGGUCAUCGACCUCCACGAUUGCGUGGCCGCUAAGGGUGUGCGAUCACCGAAUCCCACUGACGAAUACUUGGCAAGUUUCUUCGAGCCCAGCUCCUCGGCCUCGGACGCGAACGAUGGAGAGGAAGGCGAUGCACCAACGACUACGAUGGCGACAACGACAGCGUCUAGGAGUGGUAUGAAUGGUCGGGAUGGCGUUGUUGAUCUUGUCGAUCAAUUAGCUGAAGAAAUUGAGGACUCAGUCAAAGUUGACGAGAUGCAGGAGAAGAUGGCAAGACUAGAGUCUAGGAUUUCUGAUCUUGAGCGAUCGAGUAACAAACUCAAGAAACUAGCCCUGGCGGCAAUGAGCGUAGCUCUUGCUGAUGAUGGCGAGACGUGUUCGGAGGCAGAAGCACUUGGUGUCCACAACUUGAUGAAAGGAUUCCCAGCUAUGACCUUGAAUCCAUCCCAGUCGUCACCGACCACCAGCCUCCAUCAAUAUUGUGAAGAACUUGGUACAUCCAUGAAGCCAGCGGUCUCCUGCAACCAACUCAAACUGACUUGUAACAAACCAUCCGGACACUACUACUUGGAUAACGGAUAUUUCACAGAGGUUUUCUGUGAGAUGGAUUUGUUUGGGGGCGGAUGGGUCAGGUAUGGUAAGGCGGAUAAACAGAACGUAUGGAACUUCAUCGACGAAGACCUAAUUGAAGUACGACUACAGGUUAUGGAGCCAUCAGAGAUAAAGGAAAUGAUCGAUAUGAAGUAUAAUACAUUCAAGAUCCACACAGAUGUAACAUUCAGCGUUCAGGCGGAUGACAGUACCAACCCAUCCCGCAUCCACGCCCGAAUCCUUCCGUGGUUUAACCGUGCCCCUUUCUACAUCGAUGGAUUCGGAGAGAAUUUCACCAGGCUGGAAUUCCUACCAGGAGGUAAUCGGAUAACCUGUCGUAACACUGCUGGCACAUCGCACAAGUGUGGAUGGGGUGAAGUUCCAAAACCCAAUCAGGCAUCGGAACAGGUCCUGAUCGAGUCCGUCUACUUUGGUCCUAGAUCAACGUCCAACGGUGCCAUGACGUAUAUGGGGUCCUGGCAGUCCAACAAAUACACUUGGAACGGCUCCUAUUACUACGUCUAUGCAAAAUAGUUUGCUGAAUACAAUCUUCAAAAAGCACAAACAAAUUUGAAAAUUGUAUUUCCUCUACUGUAUUCAUCACAGAGUUCAUCAUGUAGUUCAGAUUCGGCGCAAUGGUACUUUAAUGAGGCUGGUCAUUGAAUAAAAUGUCUCUUAAUUACAUUACCCAGCAAAUUUGGUGCGGCCACCCCCUUCCCGUAAAUUGACACCUCACGUUUGUAGCACAAAUAACAUUGCCCCCAUAUUUUAUUUUUAUAGUAACUCUUUUGGAACUCUAUAUUAUAUUCUUAAGACUGUACUUUAUCUGUUUUCUUCAUCUUUCUCCCAAUCAUCACAUUUCCCUCCUUUUUUCUCAUGCUAUCUAACUUCCUGUUAUGAAAUUUUGUUAAUUCAGUUUUUUUCUUUCUCCCUCUCUCUUUUAUUUCAUAUUCAUGUGUCUAUUAUCAUCCAUUAUCACAUACCAACUCUUUUACUGGAUUGUAACCUUUUUCUUCUUAUCAUGUCCCAUCUCCUCCUCAUCUUUACAUUCUUCAAUUAUGGAUAUCUUUAAAAAAAAAAUCAAAUUAUUACUCCAUUAAAGUCUCUCUCUCUCAAAUCACCACUGUCUUUCCCCAUCCCACCCUUUCAUCCCGAUUUUCCCAUACCCCUACUAUUCUCCACUACAAUCUCCACUUU